UAAUUUCUGCGGGGCUGCUGUUUUCCUUGCUUUCUCUCCGGGUUUUGUUUCAUUUUCUUCUUGGGAUAAGACAAAAGCCCAAAUCUUGAUCAUAUGGAAUGGACAAUUGGACACUGUUCUUGUUAAUCAGCUCAAGAAAUUGAAAAAAAAAAAGAAGACAUGAUGGGAUUUUCUUAGUUUGGAUUUGUUCUGAUGCAUGUAAUGAUUGUGUUGUUUUAGAGAGUUGGCGGAUUCUUUAAGAAUGAAUGAAUGGUUUUGCUUUGUAUUGAAGCUUAUAGUGCAAUUUUCUUAUGACUUGAGCUUUCUGAUAAUCUGAUCUGAUUGAUCUGGGAUCUGAAUGCAAGGGAAAGUGUAUUGGAGCAGUGAAGUUAGUGAAGUCAAAAUCUGAUCUUGCAGCUAUCUUUUUCAAAGAGAGAUAUAUAUAUUUUAUUCUUUUUAAAGAAGAUAACAUUUUUUUUUGAAAGAGUGAUGGCAAUUCUACUGACUUGGGGUUUAAAAACCAUGCAUUUAAAUUCUGUCUAUAAUCAGAUGUAUUGUCAUUUAAUUGCAUAAGAUUUGUGUUUUUUAGUGAGUAGAACUUGGCAGGACACUUUAAAUUUAUGUAUAGACAAUGUUGAUGCCUUUAGAUUUGUUGGUUGAAUUAUUGAUGUUUUCUUGCUUUUUAUGGUGAAACAUUUGUGUUGGGAGUGUGGUGAAAAGUUAAGCAAAGAGGAUGAGAAAAUGCCCUUUGUCUUUUCAAGUUUCCCAGUUAUGGGGUCUUAUAUGAACUUCAAGAACUUUGGGGAGAUGCCACUGCCAGAGGGCAAUGGAGACAAGCCAGCCAGUCCUUUCCCAUUGACUAGACAAUCUUCGAUAUACUCUUUGACCUUUGAUGAGCUCCAGACAUAUGGGGGACUUGGGAAGGAUUUGGGGUCUAUGAACAUGGAGGAUCUCUUGAAGAAUAUUUGGACAGCUGAGGAGUCUCAAGCCAUAGCAUCUUCUGCUAGUGCAGCGGAUGCAAGUAUCCCCCCCGGUGGGAACUUGCAGAGACAAGGCUCUUUGACAUUGCCUCGGACGCUUAGCCAGAAAACGGUUGAUGAAGUGUGGAGAGAUUUCCACAAAGAGACGGGGGUCUCCAAGAACGAUGAAAACGGUGGCGGGGUGUCAAACUUUGGGCAGAGACAAUCUACGCUGGGAGAAAUGACACUGGAAGAGUUUCUGGCGAGAGCGGGGGUUGUGAGAGAGGACAUUCAAGUUCAACCCAAUGGUGUUGGAUUAUCCGGUGGUUUGAGUCAACUGAAUAGUAUAGCCUUUCAACAGCCAGCUCAAAACCCGGGGGGCGGUUUGAGCAAACAAAUUGCAGAAAAUGGUAAAAACGCUGCAAUUCCUGGUCCAUCUAACUUAAUGAUGAAUGCAGGUGGUACCCAAUCGUCCCAGCUUCAGCUACCGCUGUUUUCUAAACAAACAACUGUGGCUUUCGCCUCCCCUAUGCAAUUAGGGAACACCGCUCAGCUGGCUAGCCCGAGGGUGGGAGGGGGCCCUAUCGUUGGAAUGUCGAGUCCUCUUAACACUAGUCUUGCUCAGGGUUCUGUUAUGCAGGGCGGGGCAAUGAGGAUGGCGGGUUUAUGCAAUGGGGCAACGACAGCAAUAGGCGGAUCGCCUAGGAAUCCAUUGUCUUCAGAUAUUGUUACUAAGAGCAAUUUGGAUACAUCUUCGCUGUCCCCUUCACCUUUUGCGUUCAAUGAAGGUGGAAGGGGGAGGAAAGCAUGUGGCUCUUUAGAGAAAGUAGUGGAACGGAGGCGAAGGAGAAUGAUUAAAAAUCGAGAAUCUGCUGCAAGAUCACGAGCCCGGAAGCAGGCCUAUACUUUAGAAUUGGAAGCGGAAGUAGCAAAACUAAAGGAAGCAAACCAAGAACUGAGGAAAAAACAGACCGAACUCAUGGAGAUGCAAAAGAAUGAGAACGAGAAAGUGAAUAUGCCAUGGGGAGGCAAGUCGAGAUGCUUGAGGAGGACGGUGACCGGACCUUUGUAAAAGAAUUGGGAAGAAGCAUAAGAUCAAACAGAGUUACCUCAUAUGUAGUUAGGCAGGUUCAGUGAAUAGUUUACUAUGAUCCAAUUCAGGGCGUGAUAAAUUAGUUGUGUAUAGAGAAGUAUAAGCUGUCAUUUUGUAAAUUAAGGAAAGGGUCUUCUUAGCUUUAAGGUUCCAGUUUGAUAUUUGGUGCUUGUUGUACAAUGUGACAGUAGUGUAAUCUGAGUUCUGUAAUCUCUCAGUUUAUAUACUAAUAAUCUAUUCCUAUGUGAGA
Molecule: messenger RNA, 2281 nt
Organism: Ipomoea nil (Japanese morning glory)
Lineage: Eukaryota; Viridiplantae; Streptophyta; Magnoliopsida; Solanales; Convolvulaceae
Product: ABSCISIC ACID-INSENSITIVE 5-like protein 5
Exons: 5
Coding region: 664-2010 (448 amino acids)
Biological process (GO): positive regulation of DNA-templated transcription
Cellular component (GO): nucleus
Molecular function (GO): DNA-binding transcription factor activity
Source: RefSeq, a predicted model, not a curated record